AUAUAGGGUUGUGUUUUACAUACUUAAGGACUUUACACUCCAAUUAAGAGACGAAGCAGUAGCGAACAUUUUUUUCUUUUAACCCAGUGAGAUAUAGUUGAAGGGGACAGAGUAUUGCUCAUAUUGUACAGAAAUGCUGGUCAGAUACGUUCUUCUAAUAAUCAGAUGGGUUAGAAUCAAAUGCAUAAGAACGGCCAUCCCAGAAGGUUUUUUCAUCUAGCCAUGGCUUUUCUUAGCUUGACACAGAGUGGGCAGGCCAAGUCAUGUGGUAAUUGAAUGUUCGUAUUCAACUAACUGCAGAGAGAAAAAUGAUGUGGAGAGAAAUAUUGUUCUUACAAGUGAUUAUAAGAACUUUGUGACCUAAGUGCUUUGGAGGGCUCUGUGGGGUAAGUUUCCUCUGCAGGCGUCCAUGGAUAUAGGGGUAUACCUGGCGCGUAUUCCUUAAAAAUUCUACAUUCAUUUGGUAUAUUACAGAUGCCUCUAGCCAAAGCGUAAUCUUCGGAAAGGGCUUAUUAUACAAACAUCUGGAAAGCAAUUUAUUGAGUGGCCCUCGCCACAUUAUAGGUUUAUUUCCUUGCUUCAGCAUCCAGUUUCGUUGGGCCGCUACAUGUUGUUAAGCCCAGUCUCUAUAAACUGUCUAAGCACAAUUACAACUCAUGGUGAGAACCUUGCUCAGGAAAUGCAAUAGAAGGUCACGUUGUAUCCCAAGGUGGGUGCUCUGUAGUAAGUGUGAUACCCAGGUGAAAGGGUAUAGGCAUGGACUUGGGGUCUUGGCCACAGGUAUGUUUGGCCAUGUGCUGUCAUCGUGGGCGGCCACCUGAGCAGCUCUACGUGGGGACACAUGCACAGGGCUUUACAUUUCGUGCUCAAGUGUGCGUCAGCACGUGUGUAGUUUGGUUUCUGGGCGGAGCUCACGAGUUGGAGCUGGCUGCUGCCUGACCCUUUUUUCCUCUUGUACUGUGGUAAGAGAGAUUAUGCUCCCAGAACCGACUCCCCAGAGAGCCAAACUCGUUUAACUGGCUGCUCCCUGAACGAAAAUAAUUACAUCUGAUAAUGCACCGAAAAGGAAGUAAGAGGAAAGGAAAAUAAGAAUUAGAAUGACAUUUGCAAAUUAUGUUUGAAUUCUCCCGGCUGAGCUAAUGUUUUAUUUUUAGGACCUUCUUUGCUCCGCCCUCUCAAGGCUCUCUGUUUCUUGCCCUUUUAUGAGUGUUUUCCCUUUCAUGCAGUCUUGUGGAAUUGUGGGAACUUUCACCUUGCCUUUUUGGCUUGCAAACUCGAUAAGGUGGACUUUACUAUCUUACCAUUCAUUGCCUUCAUAGAUCCCUCCCUAUGCGAAAGCCCACAGAUAAGAAUUUCACUUUCUCUCUGUGAUGUUCCUUCUCCUGGCUACUCCUCUGUUUACUUAGGUUUCCGUCAACCAGCCACACACCUGUAUCUCUUCUGAGCUGUAAGGGGAUUGUUUAACUCUCAUCCCCUCAGACAAACUCAUGCAACUCCAGGAAUAGUGAAAAGAAGACAGCUGGCUGGGAGGUUUCUUUACAUAUGUGUUUCUGGCACUGAGACACUCUGCCUCAAUAAGGUAUUAGUGGUUAUUAGUAUUAAUAAUAAAACACAACAUGUAAUGUAACAGAUGGGACCAUAAUAUGGCUAAUGUCACAUGUGUACAGUAUAGUAUAAUAUCAUAUAAGCUACAAUGAUGAUUUUCUAAAAUUUACCUUGUUAUUAAAUCACUACAGAACUAGAUCACAUAUUCAGUUACCUAGGCAGUGAAAAAUCACCAUAUUUGUUUCAGAUCAAUCAGAAUUAAAGAAGUUGGCUUUGCUGGCCAUGGAAUCAAGUUAACCAAGGGCAAAAUAAAGUUUUUAUAUACAUGGAAGAGCGGUGACCACCAGUUCUCUUCAGAAAGGAAGAAUUGGGUUUUUGGAAAUAUGUGCUGAUUAUAUAGAAUUCUAUAGAAAUAUAUGCUGAUGAUAUAGAAUAUAAUCAUGUAAAGGAUCUCUGGUCAGGUAAGCAAGAAACUCACAACUAUAGUCUACUUGGAGGAGAAUUGGGAACUGGACAGAUGGAGAAGGAUGGGGUGGGGAAAAGAUUUUCAUGGUAUACCAUUUUAUAUUUUUAUUUUUGGAUCAUAUGAACAUAUUUCUUUUUUGUUAAAAAAAAGAGAGAGGAAGAGAAGAUGGCUUAGUCCUGACACUUGCUUUCAUCCACGUAUUGUUUUUCAGAACAACUCAAUCCUUGGGGAUUAUUCUCUAGUGCUCUUUGCAUCCUCUGGGGGUCAGGCGCUUAACUGGAUGCUGUGUGGCAAUGGGAGAUGAGAGGCGCAUGACGCGGAUGCUGUUGGAAUGCAGUCUCAGUGACAAGUUGUGUAUUGUCCAGGAGCAGCAGUAUGAAAUCAUCAUCAUUCCAACCCUUCUGGUUGGGAUCUUCCUCAUUCUCCUUGGGGUCAUCCUGUGGCUUUUCAUCAGAGAACAAAGAGAGCAACAGCAGUCUCCUGGACUACGAGGUGUUGCCCACGUGCCUCCAUCUAGGGGCCUAAGCUGGGAAGCAGCAAGACCUGAAGGAAGUGUGUUUGUACCACUUAAGGAAACAUCGGUGGAAAGCCUUCUACGAACUUCCACACAUGCCCUGGCUAAGCUGCAGGUGCCCCGGGAGCACUUCUCUGAAGUUCUGGAGCAAAUCCACAAUGGUAGUUUUGGGACCAUCUACCGAACCAAGAUAUAUACUGGGGACACUGAUGAGCCCAAGAGUGUCGUCCUCAAGGCUUUAAAAGAACCAGCUGGGCUCCAAGAGGUGCAGGAGUUCUUAGGGCAAAUCCAGUUCUAUCAGUACCUGGGGAAGCACAAGAACCUGGUACAGCUGGAAGGCUGCUGCACAGAAGGGCUGCCGCUCUAUAUGGUGUUGGAGGAUGUGGCCCAGGGGGACCUGCUCAGCUUUCUCUGGACCUGUCGCCGGGAUGUGAUGACCAUGGAUGGCCUUCCGUAUGACCUCACAGAAAAACAAAUAUAUCACAUAGGGAAGCAGGUCCUUUUGGCUGUGGAAUUUCUCCAGGAUAAGCAUCUGUUCCAUGGGGAUGUGGCAGCCAGGAAUAUCCUGAUCCAGUGUGAUCUCACUGCUAAGCUCUGCGGACUGGGCCUGGCUUAUGAAGUCCACUCCCGAGGGGCCAUCUCGUCUACUCGCAUCGUACCUCUCAAGUGGCUCGCCCCAGAACGGCUUCAGCUGAGAUCAGCUGGCAUCAAAGGAGACAUCUGGUCUUUUGGGAUACUGCUCUACGAGAUGGUGACUCUAGGGGCACCUCCAUAUCCUGAAAUCCCCCCUACCAGCAUCCUACAGCAUCUCCAAAGGAGGAAAAUCAUGAAGAGACCCAGUAGCUGCACACACACCAUGUACGGUCUCAUGAAGUCCUGCUGGCGUUGGAGUGAGGACAGCCGCCCCUCACUUAGAGAGCUACACUCACGCCUAGAAACUGCCGCUCGAACUGCAAAUGACAAGGCUGUGUUGCAAGUACCAGAAUUGGUGGUGCCUGAAUUGUACGCAGCUGUGGCAGGCGUCAGCGUGGAGAGUCUCUCCUAUAGCUGUAGCAUCCUUUGAAGAUCCUGGGGCAGCACACAUUUUUGGGAGAUCAUAUACUCUUGGAACCAAUUCCUCCAAGAACAGAGACAAGACUUUCUAGUGGGACAUAAAGGGAGGAAUGGGACAUGGAUCCUGCAUCUUCCCCUACAUAUUUCCCCAGAAACCUGAAAUGAUGCUAGAUGAGGCUGCACACAGCAUAUACCCUCGAGACUGAGAAGUACAGUUUCAUUUCUGUUACCCCAGUCCUGAAGAUGCAGGGUAGAUGGGAUGGACCGCGUCAACGCAAGGGAGGUUUUACAAGUCUGCAGCGUUCGUCGCAGCAUGGCACAGAUAAGCUGGUCCCUCCCACCACAGGCUGGUUUUCUUUGAAACAUGCUUUUAUCUAGACUAUUAUAAGGUCCAGAAAAUUGGAAUCAAAUGAGGGAAGAGAAAGCUGAUAAAGGAAUUGAUGAGAAGAAAAUUGAAGGUUCUACUUACUCAGGAGUAUAGAUGAGGACCAAGGUCAUCCUUCAGAGAGAAGGGGGAGGAAGGACAUACAGGACUUCAUUCCUGGUCCGUUCAUGCAGGGCUGAAGGAGAACCAUUAAGGAAGACUUCUGAGCUCCCCCUAAGGUGUAUAUAGGAGAAAUAUGGCCCCCUUUGAUCUAAUUCUAAGGUAGGUGAACCCUGUUGGUACUAUUUUAACUAGAAGCUGGAGGGGUCAUUUCAUGAUUAAGAACAUUCAACAUGUACUUUUCAACAGUCUGGCUUCCUGGCCUCUAUGAGACUAGGGAGACUGAGCCCAGAGGGUCAAUUGGGUCGAGAUGAAUACACUGUGCAUUUAAUAAAUGGGAAAUAUGGAAGUCAAGCAAAAGUACUUAGUAGGCAAGGACGUCUUUAAAAGGGCUAGAAAAGGAUGUAACCCGAGAUGGAAGGAUGAUAGGUUCCCAUUUUCAAUCAUCCAGUGAUCUACUGUGAAACUUAUUUCAUUAAAUUCAUAUUUAUUGAGUGAAAGUAGGCUUUUCAGGUUAUACAGUUGCCAAAAUCUCUCCAAGAGGGAGGAUAACAGUAGAUAAAUGAAAGCUAAUGACAACAGAAAAAUUCAAGAGGCAAUCUACAUUGUCAGAAAAGGGAUUCCUCAUGCGUGAAAAGGGGAUACUACCUACCUCACAGGGUUGUCAUGAGGAUUGAAUGAGAGUAUAUAUUUGUACCAUAUCUGGCACAUACUAUGUGCUCAAUAAAUGUUAAUUUCCUUACUCUCAUCCUUACUAGCCUAGAAUCUUUCAUAUCUUUUUCAUUUAACACCUACGGUGGCCAAGAAGAGAACCUCGGUCUGUCAGUCACACUGCAAGGGAGGACAUGCUUAAAGAUGAUGGGAUGGUACAAAUACCACUUGACUAAAAUGAGGAAGUCGUAAUUUUUGUGUGAGUGUGUGGAUGAUAACAGUCAUCUCCUGCUAGUUCAAAAUACUGGAAAUAUCAUGAUAAUGACAGUUCAGUUGAACACGUGGUCUGUGAUUUUAAACAAUACCUUGGAUACUCUAGAAGGGACAUCCAAGGCUGCUAUAGGAAAAUGACUGGCAGUUGAAAAACUUGCAGAAGUUAGAAUCCUGAUGGAGUCAUGAUGAGUCGCCCAACUGAAUAAUGAUUCUUGCACCUCUAGGAAUACCACAAUGACUAGACAGAAUUUAAAUGCGUGGUAAGCAGCAAUAGAGAGAAGGGAGGAAGAAUGGCUCAGCACAAAAUGAUGAAGUCCUAUGGAAUCUCAUUGUUCUCAGCUGUUCAUUUAAGUCAAAUUUACAAAAUAUUUAUUUAUUUAUUCAACUAUUUUCAAAGAAUGGAGUGUUAAGGACAACUGUGCCAGACACUGUGCUAGGUGUUGGAUAAAAAGAAACGGAGAGCUUUGGCUUACAGUCUAGAAAGCAAGAGACACUAUAUACACAUUUAUGUGGGUAUUUGUUAAUUACAACUGUGAUAAGUGCUGUGAAGAAAAAGUAUAGGGUAGUAGAAGGGAGUAUAAAAUGGGGACCUCCCUGAAAAAAUGGCAUUUAGACUGAGACCUUAGGGAUGGGUGAGUAAGCCUGACAGUGAGGAGAAGAGACUUCCAGUUGAAGGAUUAUGUAUGUGAAAACUCUGAGGCAAGAAAAAACUCAGUUUGAGGAACUGCAAGGAGGCUAGUGGGAGGGAGGUAUAGUGAAGUGGGAGGAGAGUGGUGCAUGAUGAAACUGAGCAUUGCUCUUUCACGCUGUAUUUUUUUUUUUUUGCAAGGGAAAUAAUGAAUUCACCUUUACCAAUGAUAUUCAAAGUAGCACUUGACACUCAUCCAUCAGGGGUAAAUUAGGAAUAAUAAAAAUCAACUCUACCAACAGUCUGGGAAUAGAUCAGAUGAUCCAAGAGGGAAUACUUCUCAAAAUCCCCACCAUGUACAAAAAUAGACUCAGUGGAAAAGAGCAGCUUUUAAAAUAUGUAAGAGGAAAAAAAUGUUAAUUCUACAAAUAGUUAUUCAUUGUAUACCACACACAAAGCUCAAAGUUAGCUUCUAUGGAAGAAAUAAAGACAAAUCCUGAAUGACUCAAGCCUUCAAGUCACUUAUUUGGUAGUAAAUUGGUUCCCCUCAGUUUUUUAAUUACAUAUCUUUAUUAGGAAAAAUAUUUUGAGCACUCAACCCUACUAAAAUUAUAUAAUUUAUAUAUAGAUGUACACAGUAUAAAAUAAAUGCAAUAUAAAUUAAAA
This is a messenger RNA of Delphinapterus leucas (beluga whale), 6280 nucleotides long. RefSeq names its product STY kinase 1 (gene STYK1). Gene Ontology annotation, biological process: cell surface receptor protein tyrosine kinase signaling pathway; protein phosphorylation; positive regulation of kinase activity. NCBI's taxonomy places the organism in Eukaryota, Metazoa, Chordata, Mammalia, Artiodactyla, Monodontidae. Gene Ontology annotation, molecular function: ATP binding; transmembrane receptor protein tyrosine kinase activity. The record is from RefSeq and is a predicted model, not a curated record. Gene Ontology annotation, cellular component: signaling receptor complex; plasma membrane.